AUGAUGAGCGACAGCGACGGCGUCAUGCGGCGAACUGAUCAAAGUGUGCCGCCGACGAAUGAUGGAUUCACUGUCGCUGAUCUCACCAAGCGAUACUCACCGGCUCGUAUACGACGUUUCUUCACAAUGAAAAAGAAGAAGAAGAAGGAAAGCAAUGGCAGUGGUGAUUCAACGUUGAUUUCGGUCGUUCUUGUCGACACCGACUAUCGUUCUAACUCUGAGGAAGGCGCUUCGUCACAGCUCGCUCAGCCGGGCUGGUAUAGUCGACUUCUACGAGCGUUAGGUUUCGAGUUUCCACCAUCCUUAAUCGUUGUUGAUACGGCUUCACGGACUGUGGUGACAACAGAAGGACGUCGACUGUGGCCACCAGCUGCGCUGGAAGUACUAAGGGGAAACAUUUUACGCCGAGUUAAUGGUGUCGUAGAGACGUCAGACUUCUCAACUAUUAAAACUACAGUCCGUGGACUUCUGUUCGGAGCACAGUGGUGUCCCCCAUGCCGUCAGUGGGUGAAACAACUAGCACCUGUCUAUGAGCAAAUGAAAGCGAACGGUAUUUCAUUGGAAAUUGUCUUUUGUUCAUCGGAUAGGACACAAGAAGCUUUUGAUCAAUUCACUGCACAGAUGCCCUGGCCUGCUUUCGCUUACGACCCAUCUAAAACCAUCGCAUUAACAAGGGUGUACAACAUCAGUGGUGAGCUUUGA
This is a messenger RNA of Cooperia oncophora, 702 nucleotides long. NCBI's taxonomy places the organism in Eukaryota, Metazoa, Nematoda, Chromadorea, Rhabditida, Trichostrongylidae. The record is from the annotation of a GenBank genome assembly.